UGGACUUUGUUAAAAUUGGAUGAUAGUCCUCGAACCUAGUCGUAAUGGCCUUGCUUUCUUAGCCGCUACUGAAAUGCAGAUUUCUAAAAGACCUUCAUAAAGGUUGUGUUAGGAUUGUAUGAGCGGGAUCGUUGUAAGAUGACACCGCGUUUAACAAACAAGGGGAGAAGACAACACAGCCUUGAGCAGGAAGCGCCACAGGGUUUUGUUAGUGGCUCAGAGUGCACACCGUAGCUGAAAUGGAAAUUGCAGACAAUGGAGAGUCGGUUCUCGCUUUGCGCGUCGAUGUCAACGAAAACGAGAAGUUGUGUAAAAGCUACACAUCGCUGUCAGAUCCUGAAAUAGCUGACGCACCGCCUCGCCUGUUGAAUGAGGACUGCAGUCAAGCGUACACGGUUGAAGAGUCGGCAAAGGAAGGGAAGGGUUAUGUUUAUAUUUCCAGCAAUGGCAGGAAUGUAAACUCGGCCGGUACUGAGUUGCAAGUGGAGAAAAGCAUUAUGCUUGAUUUGGUCCCCGACUGCUCAACCCAGGCAAGCGACAGCUGUGUCAUUUUGGAGCAGUGCGGGGAUGGCAUGCAUAACGGAUUUCCCAAACUGGCCAUGGAUUUUAUUGUGGCCUCCCAAACUAAGGGAGUAGAGGGCUACGGCGCGAUCCCCUCCAGUCCGGUCGCAGAUGCGAGCUCGGAGAGGCUUGGAGGGGGGAACGGUAUGUUACCGCCGGCUCAGGUUACAGGGGCUGUCGAGCUCCGAAAGCGUGCGGGGGAAACCCAGGAUUCCACAGGGGAUCGGUUAAUCGAGGGUCAUUUAAAUUCAGAGCAGAGGCCAAAGUCUGUCGCCCCAGUAUCGGCACUGUCAUGUGUCGGUAAGCAUCAGCUGAACUGCUCUUGCCCUGCCUCACCAGCUGAAGGUAUGAUCAUGUCUAAUGGCGACGCGAACUGUGUCCAAAUCGGUCAUUUUCAGAUACCCAAGGCAAGUGCGGAUUGUACUUAUGGAUAUUUCAGUCUUGCAAAACAGUUGCCUCAAGAUGUGAAACUACCAAACGGUGGGCUGUUGAUUGUAAACAAGGGAACGUUGUGUGACAUUAAGUCAGAUCUUUCUCCCGGUGCCGUCGAGGGCCUUUCCGACGGAGGCAGUCGUGCCUUUAUCCACCACAUCCGCUGUUCUCCAGAGUCAUGUGAAAACUCAAGCCGGGACUCAUGGCAUCUAAGCGCGGAGGCUAUGCCAUCAGAAGUACCUCCAGAUUGCGGCCCAGAAGAUAGCGUUUCAGAGCUUAGUGCUAAGCUGUCGAUGUCCUCUUUGGCUGGACAGACUAGUGACAGUACAGAGACUGGGUCCAGCGUUAGGGAAGAUUUGAGUGAAUCUGGGUUCGCUCUCAGGCCGCAGUCUUUGAGGACUGUCCCCGGUUGCACGGGUUCCCUCAGCUGUGAUGCCACCCCUUUUAGCCCAGACAGCGAGGAUAGGUAUUUUGGGGCAGAAGGGGACAUGGAUGCCAUUCUGGCCUCUAGGAAAUCUUUUGAGGCCUGUCGGAGACAAAGUGCUCCAGACACACUUCCAGACGGACACAGUAUUGACCCUGACUCCUUGUCUGACCAGAGGGUGACAACCAAGAAACACGGCAUUGCUGAGUUUCUCUCAAGGAGUUUGUUUUCAUGGAAGCAGAAUGAGACAAAGACUACCCAGAGUGCUCAAGGCUGGAAGUUGUUUGGAAGAAGAGAAAACCCUCCCAAAGAUUCCAGAACCAUUCACCAGGACUCUGAGGCGAGGGUGGGGCCUGGGACUGAGCCACACCCCCAUCCUCAACCAACAAGACGAAAGAAUCUGGAUUUUGAGCCUUUGUCCACCACUGCCCUUAUUCUGGAGGACAGACCAGCGAACCUGCCUGCCAAAUCUGAGGAGGAAGCACAAAGACACAGACAGGAGUACAAUGAGAUGGUGGCAGGAGCCAAGAGGAGGGAGCUGAAGGAGGCCCAGAGGAAAAAGAGGCAGAUGAAGGAGAGGUACAGGCAUGAAGAGAAUAUUGCCAAUGCCAUGGUCAUCUGGAACACUGAAGUCUUACCCAACUGGGAAAGCAUGCGUAACACUCGCCGUGUGCGUGACCUCUGGUGGCAGGGUGUGCCCCCCAGCGUCCGGGGGAAAGUCUGGAGCCUGGCCAUUGGCAACGAGCUCAACAUCACGCCUGAGCUGUAUGAAAUCUUCCUGUCUAGAGCGAAAGAGAAAUGGAAGAGUUACAGUGAAACAGGAUCAGAGAAUGAGACAGAGGAUUGUGGAGCAUCACAGGCAGACCGAGAGUCAAGUCUGGACCUGAUCAAGUUGGACAUUUCCAGAACUUUCCCCUCGCUUUAUAUCUUUCAGAAGGGUGGGCCGUAUCAUGAUAUAUUGCACAGUGUAUUGGGAGCGUAUACAUGCUAUAGACCAGAUGUAGGCUAUGUCCAGGGCAUGUCCUUUAUUGCAGCAGUGCUCAUUCUGAACUUGGAAGAAGCUGAUGCCUUCAUUACUUUCGCCAACCUCCUCAACAAACCUUGUCAGAUGGCCUUCUUUCGAGUGGACCAUGACCUGAUGCUGAAAUAUUUUGCAGCUUUUGAGGUUUUCUUUGAGGAGAAUUUGCCCAAGUUAUUUCAACAUUUCCAAAGCAGCAGCUUAACCCCUGACCUCUACCUCAUAGAUUGGAUCUUCACGUUGUACAGUAAGUCUUUGCCGUUGGAUGUGGCGUGUCGUGUGUGGGAUGUAUUUUGCCGGGACGGAGAGGAGGCAUUAUUUCGGACAGGGCUGGGAAUUCUGCGGCUCUACCAAGACGUCCUGCUUCAGAUGGACUUUAUCCAUGGAGCUCAGUUCCUCUCCCGCCUUCCAGAAAACACAUCCGCACAAGCACUCUUCACCUGCAUCGCCAACACACAGAUGAUCAGCGGGAACCGCAGGUGGACCCAGGUGUUUACCACUCUGAUGAAAGAUGGAAUCAAAGACACAGAGAAAAACAACAGUCCUGCAUUACGAAGCUAGCAGCUGAGCGCUGAUAUCUUUGUUGUCGCCCUGCGUGAGGUGGCCAGAUCACGGGAGGUUAAUAAACACGGUAGAGGAAGAGCAGUCCUCAUGUACAGAGGGCUAAUCUCUCUCACACCACAGUUAUUUGUAGUCAAAACAAAAUAUAUGUCAUUUUACUG
Messenger RNA from Chanos chanos (milkfish), 3157 nucleotides. RefSeq names its product TBC1 domain family, member 12a (gene tbc1d12a). Gene Ontology annotation, molecular function: small GTPase binding; GTPase activator activity. The record is from RefSeq and is a predicted model, not a curated record. Lineage: Eukaryota; Metazoa; Chordata; Actinopteri; Gonorynchiformes; Chanidae. Bases 240 to 2996 code for a protein of 918 amino acids. Gene Ontology annotation, biological process: regulation of GTPase activity. The transcript has 13 exons.